UUUUCUUAAUCGUCAUUUAAGUUAGACAUAUUUCAAAUGAUAGUUGUCAAAAAUGUUACGUGUUUUAAUAUUAGCUUUGAUGGUAUCCUCGGACUUUGUGUUAGCAAAGUUUAAUUUUACAAAUUAUAGUUUGUACAGAAUUCUACCUAAGAAUUUAGAACAUAUCAAGUUGUUGCAAGACUUAGAGCUAACUGACAAAUAUGAUUUUUGGAGUGAAGCGACACCAAAUGUGGAUUAUGUCUCCGUGUUAUCAAGCCCUGAAAACAAACUUGAAUUAGAAAAUGUUUUGAAGAGUAAUAAUAUUGGAUUUCAAAUAAGCUUGCCUAAUAUACAGGAUGUCAUCGAUAAAGAAGUAAUUAAGACUUACACUAGAAAUAACAUACGAAGCAUGGAAUGGAAUAAUUACUAUACUCUUGAAGGCAUCUACGGAUGGUUAGACGAUAUAGCCUAUAGGUACCCUUCAGUGGCCACCAUCAUCAGUGGAGGUUAUUCCUACGAAGGUCGUGAUAUAAAGGGAAUAAAAAUAUCUCAUGGCUCUGGAAGAAAAAUUAUAUUUAUCGAAGGUGGUAUACAUGCUAGAGAAUGGAUAUCUCCAGCUGUAGUGAACUAUAUUACAAAUGAACUAAUAACUAGCACUAAUGAAGAAACAACGGCCGCUGCUCGUGAUUUUGACUGGUACAUCUUCCCUGUUACUAAUCCUGAUGGUUACGUUUGGACUUAUAACCCAGAAGGGUAUAGAUUAUGGAGAAAGAACCGACAGCCUUAUGGCUCACAAUAUGGUGUUGAUCUCAACCGUAAUUGGAACAAUAACUGGCUUCAAUAUGGCGUCAGUGUGAACCCAGUGUCAAACGUCUUUGCCGGACCAGGACCAUUCUCAGAACCGGAGACGAGAUCACUCUCAGCAUACAUCAGGACAAUUGGCCACGACAUCAAACUAUACUUAUCGUUCCAUUCUUCUGGGCAACUGCUUCUGCUGCCUUAUGGGAACACUACGGAGCCUUUGGCUAACUAUUAUGAUGCGAUAAACAUCGGUAGGCGUGCCAUGGGAGCUCUCUCAGUUAGAUAUGGAACUCAAUACACGACGGGAAAUAUUGCUGAAGCAAUUUAUUUCGCCACUGUCGUGGACUGGGUGAAGGAUGAUCUCAACGUGCCACUAGCGUACUGCUAUGAGCUGAGAGACCGCGGUCAGUAUGGCCAUCUGCUACCAGCCGACCAGAUACUGCCUACAGGAGAAGAAACGAUGGACUCUAUUCUCGAGCUGAUCUAUCAGGCCCGGAGAUUUGGAUAUUUGAAUAAUUUACAGAAUAGCAAUGCUAAAUAUGAUUUCUGGACGGAUCCUGUGCCAACAGCUGACUACGUUUCUGUACUGUCAAGUCCUGGGGAUAAAGUUGAUUUGGAAAGCUUCUUGAAUGGGAACAAUAUCGGCUUUGAUGUGAUGAUGUCAAAUAUUCAAGAAGCAAUCGAAAAGGAAAGAGUAAACAGAUACACAAGAAAUAAUAUAAAGAGUAUGACUUGGAACGCUUACUAUGAACUUGACGAUAUUUAUUCCUGGAUGUACGAUUUAGCAGAAACUUACCCUGCAAUUGUAAAUGUAUUGAAUAGUGGAUCAUCAUAUGAAAAUAGAGAUAUUGUUGGGCUUAGAAUAUCUCACGGCGCUGGUAAAAGAGCUAUAUUCCUUGAAGGUGGUAUACAUUCGAGGGAAUGGAUAUCUCCUUCGACCGUUUGUUAUAUAAUUAGUGAAUUACUAACGAGUGACAAUGAGGAAAUACAAGCUAUUGCUCGUGAAUUUGACUGGUAUAUUUUCCCAGUUACUAACCCUGAUGGUUAUGUAUGGACACAUGACGAGUUCAGAAUGUGGCGAAAAAAUAGACCUUUCGGUGAUCAGGUUGGAGUAGAUCUAAAUCGUAAUUGGGAUAAUAAUUGGUUAGUCGCAGGAGCCAGUACAGACCCUGCAUCGGACACUUACGCCGGCCCUGCUCCAUUCUCGGAACCUGAGACCAAGUCUCUUUCCACCUUCAUCGCAAGCAUCGGCGAUAGGAUUGACAUGUAUCUGUCAUUUCACUCGUUCAGCCAACUGCUAAUGAUUCCCUUUGGGAACACUACGGAACCUGUGGCUAACUAUCAUGAUACUUUAAACAUCGGCAGGCGCGCUAUGGGAGCGUUGUCAGUGAGAUACGGAACACAAUACGUAACUGGAAAUAUAGCUGAAGCUAUUUACCAAGCUACAGGCGGCAGCGUAGACUGGGUGAAAGAACACCUCAAUGUUCCCUUAGUCUACUGUUACGAACUCCGGGACAGAGGUACCUACGGUUUCCUCCUCCCAGCUGGACAGAUCCUUCCGAAUAACCAGGAAGCUAUGGACUCUAUUAUAGAUCUUAUAUACCAGGCUAAGAGGUUUGGUUACAUGAGAAGCGGAGCUGGCGCUAAUAAAUAUUUAGGAUCUAUGGUCCUUGCAUUAUUGUUUUGCUUAGUACAGUUCUAAAAAAAAUGUUAACUAAAGAUAUGUUUUUUUUUUAAAUUCUAAUUUUAUUGUCAUAUAAUUGUAUUGUAAAUGUUUAAAAUAUUUUUUUUUUA
Plodia interpunctella (Indianmeal moth) is the source of this 2574-nucleotide messenger RNA. RefSeq names its product zinc carboxypeptidase A 1-like. Gene Ontology annotation, molecular function: zinc ion binding; metallocarboxypeptidase activity. The record is from RefSeq and is a predicted model, not a curated record. Lineage: Eukaryota; Metazoa; Arthropoda; Insecta; Lepidoptera; Pyralidae. Gene Ontology annotation, biological process: proteolysis.